Molecule: messenger RNA, 1653 nt
Organism: Linnemannia hyalina
Lineage: Eukaryota; Fungi; Mortierellomycota; Mortierellomycetes; Mortierellales; Mortierellaceae
Source: the annotation of a GenBank genome assembly
AUGGCUCCCAUCCGCAGCACCACCAGAUCGCCCGCCGUUUCCAUCUACAAGCACGAUGCCGCUUUGGACGCCUCCGUCGGAAAGGACGGUAUCGACUAUACCCGCGUCAACCUCCUCCGCAACACCGCCGUCGCCAAGCUCUACGAGGAUGCUCUCCGCUACGAGCCCGGCACCUCCAUCUCCUCUGCCGGUGCCCUCGUCACCUCCUCAGGAAAGAAGACCGGUCGCUCCCCCCGCGACAAGCGCAUUGUUGAUGAGGAGACCACUACGGAGGACAUCUGGUGGGGCCCUGUCAACACCAAGUUGUCCGAGCAUGCCUUCUUGAUCAACCACGAGCGUGCCGUCGACUACUUGAACACUCGUGAGCGCCUCUACGUCUUUGACGGUUUCGCCGGCUGGGACCCCAAGUACCGCCUGAAGAUUCGCGUUGUCUGCGCCCGUGCCUACCACUCCCUCUUCAUGCACAACAUGUUGAUCCGCCCCACCGAGGAGGAGCUCAAGACCUACGGAGAGCCCGACUUCACCAUCCUCAACGCCGGCGCCUUCCCCGCCAACAGAUACACCACCGGCAUGACCUCCAGCACCUCCGUCUCUAUCAACUUCAAGCUUCGCCAGAUGGUCAUUCUCGGAACCGAGUACGCUGGAGAGAUGAAGAAGGGUGUCUUCACCAUCAUGCACUACCUCAUGCCCAAGGCUGGCGUUCUCUCCCUCCACUCCUCCGCUAACCAGGGACUUCAGGGCGAUACCUCUCUCUUCUUUGGUCUCUCUGGAACCGGCAAGACUACCCUCUCUGCUGACCCCGCCCGUGCCUUGAUUGGUGAUGAUGAGCACGUCUGGACCGACACUGGUGUCUUCAACAUCGAGGGAGGCUGCUACGCCAAGACCAUCGACUUGUCCGCCGAGAAGGAGCCCGAGAUUUUCGGUGCCAUCCGCUUCGGUUCCGUUCUCGAGAACGUUGUCUUUGACGAGGAUACCCGCAUUGUCGACUACUCUGACAAGUCCUUGACCGAGAACACCCGCUGCGCCUACCCCAUCGAGUACAUCCCCAACGCUCUCAUCCCCUGCAUUGGCAAGCAUCCCAAGAACAUUGUCAUGCUCACCUGCGAUGCCCAGGGUGUCCUCCCCCCGGUCUCCAAGUUGACCUCUGCCCAGGCCAUGUACCACUUCAUCUCUGGAUACACCUCCAAGAUGGCCGGUACCGAGGACGGUGUCGUCGAGCCUGAGGCCACCUUCUCUGCCUGCUUCGGUCAGCCCUUCUUGGUCCUCCACCCUACUCAGUACGCCACCAUGCUCGCCCAGAAGAUUGGUGAGCACAAGGCUGAUGUCUGGUUGAUCAACACUGGCUGGAACGGCGGUGCCUACGGAACCGGUAAGCGCAUUGCUUUGAAGUACUCGCGCGCCAUCGUCGAUGCCAUCCACAACGGCGAGCUCAAGAAGGCCGAGUACGUGACCUACCCCAUCUUUGGCCUCGAGAUCCCCAAGGCCGUCACUGGUGUCCCCGCCGAGGUCCUCAACCCCGCCACUGCCUGGCAGGGAACCCCCCAGACCUUCAACGCCACCGUCUCCAAGCUUGCUGCUCUCUUCAACAAGAACUUUGCCAAGUACGCCGAUCAGGCCACCGAGGACGUCAUCGCCGCCGGCCCCAAGCUGUAA